CUAGCAAACACGCUCUGGUCUCGCGUUCAUAUUUCUCAGCCUUCUGUGUUUAUAUUUGUGAAAACGGGACAUUUCACUCGCCGUAAGGUUUCAGUGUUCAUCAGACCGGAAGCAGGAGGAUCUGUGACCCCGUUCUGGACUCUGGACUCACUUGAAGGUGUGAAGAGAUGUCCGUGUGGCAGCAGGAGCCUUCGGGUUACUCUCCAUGUGUGGAGAUCGACUCCAGCUCGGUGAGGUGUAAAGACAGCUUCACCUCUCCAGCCUGGCUGAAGCAGGAACAGGACGAACUCCGCAUCAUCAAGUGGGAGAACUUCGGGACAGGAACGUCGACUGACGCUGUUCAGGAUAACACACCGAGCAGCGCCAUGUCAGCAGCCUCACAGGUUGAAAGCCUGCCCCCGAGGGUGCUGUUGACCAUCACUAAGCUCCAGUGCAUGCUGGAGAGCAAACAGGAGCGCAUCGCCGCCCUGGAGAGGCAGGUGGAGGACCUGAUGCAGGACCGCAAGUUUCUGAGGAGCCAGAUAGAAAACCUCACAAGUAACCGCACACUGCACACGUUUGCAUCGCCCAGUCCCGUGACAGAAGCACCAAAAGCCAGCAAAGUGCAGCACUCAGAAAACAAAUCAAAGAAGAGAGAACGAGUUUCCUGCAGCUCCUCUGACAGCAGCAACAGUGACUCUGCAGAGUCAGACUCAUCAGAAGUUUCUGCAGCUUCAAGCGAACACAGACGGAAAAAACACCACAAAGACAAGAAAAGAUCGAAGAAAGGGAGAGACUACUGCAGGAAGAGAGCCACUGGGGUCCAGUACGUCAUCCACCGCUACAAACAAGUCCUGUCAGCAUUUAUCAAGAAGAAAAACAUGUCUGAAGCUUUCCGUCAUCUGGGAAUUGACCGGAACACCAUCGCCAACACGGCAUCCAUUGCUGAACUCCACCUGGCUGGUAAAGACAUGGUGCCGUUGGUGGGCGCGUUUCGCCAAGGAGAAGAAACUCUUGUCAGUUACGCCCAAAGGUGCACGCUGGUCAUUGACAGUGACCCAGAACUGGCGAGGAGAAUAGACCAGAUGAAAGCCAAUUCAGAGCUUCUGCCCAUCUCAGGGAAGAGGCAGAGGAUGAUGCACUCUCACAUGGCGCCAAUAGGAGAUACCACAGAAAGCAUUUUAAUAGGUUAAUGAUUAUUUCAUUUCAUGGAGAAGGGAUAACAAUAAUGACUCACUAAAGGGGGUUCAUUUGUUUCUUCUUCUCUCAAUCUAAACUGCUGGAUUUAAAUAUUUCAUGUAGCAUUUUUGCAAUUUUCUAAGUUAAUUUCUUUCUUAAGGGAACCAAAAUGUAAAUGAGGCUCACAUUUACACAUCUAUGUUGUGCAUUUUGUACUUGAUGGUCAUGAAAAAUAGCAGCAUCAUGUUUUUAUUUUUUAGGAUGAUUUAGUGCAGUGGUUCUCAGCUGGUAGGUUGAGACCCAAAAGUGGGUUGCUUAGCUCUUUCCAGAAGGUUGUAAAUGUGUACCAGGGAAAAAUAGCAGUGAAGUCUGUGUUUGGAAGCCUUAAAAUGAUAAACAGUAAAUUCAUUCAUGUAUUUAUUAGGUACUAAAAGUACAUUUCAGUGUUUGUCUUGAGAUUCCUACUCAUUAAGCUUUCUUUUUUGGAUAAUAAAGCUGGUUUUCCCCAAGAUAAUCAGGAAAUUCCUGGAAAAUAAUUACCAAAUGACCAUGCUGUCUCAGAAAAAUGGAGUUAAAUUAGGAUAAUUAAGCCUGAUUCCUGCUUCUGCGUCCUGUCAACGGCGUAGCUACGCGUAGCCCUCUGCGUCAACAUGGACCCCUACGCCGUAGCUUGACCCGCAAAUCCUUACUAUACGUCGUGGCAACGCGAACCGCAAGGUCUGUGAUUGGUCCGCUCAAAACAUCAUUUCUGGCAGUUGCUUUUUCUGGUCUUUAUUCCUGCAAUGCCGCCAGGUUUUUGUGGAGAGGUGCGAGUUUUUCAACGAAGGAUCAAGUCGAAGAGUCUCGGUCGCCAUUGUUUACUGUGACUGAAAGAUAAACAAGGAUUUGGAUGUGAGCCCUCUGAAACCACACACACACAGCCACUCCCCUUAGCGGCAUGGCGGUGAAUUGCAGAGCGAUGCGUUCCCUCAAUGCAGAACUUCGAAUGGUCAAUGGCGUCGUGGGUACGCCGUUGACGUGACGCAGAAGCAUAAAUCAGGCUUUACAGUACUUUUGAAAAGGAUUGACCCCCGUGGAUGUUCUAUGCUUUUAUGAAUUUUACAAAUCUUCUGUGGUCAACAUAAUUUGGCUUUUUUGACAAAGUAUUAAAUCUAAAAACUCUUAAAUGUCAAAAUGAAAACAGAUUUCUACAAAGUAAUCUAUUAAAUGAAAAUAUGCUGUGUAAAAUAAAUAUUCCUCCUUCUAGUCAGUCUUUAGUAGACUCUCUUUUGUCUGCAGCCUCAGCUCUGAGUCUGACAGGUCUCAGUCAGGAUCAAACAUCUGGUCUCUGCAGUUUUACUCCCUUCGUCUUAGUCAGGUCGCGGAGAGAUCAGGGAUCAGACUUUUCAAGUCCAGCCACAAGUUCUCCAUUGGAUUGGAUCUGUGUCUCGGUAGCCUCUCUCACUAGUCUCCUUGCACGGUCACUCGAUUUGUGAGGUCGACCUGAUCCAGGCAGAUUAAUGCGUGUGCCAUAUUCCUUCUAUUUCUUGAUUAUGGAUUAAACUGAACUCUCUGGGAUUUUUGGUGCCUCAGAAAUCUUUUUGGAUCCGUCCCCUGACCUGUACUUUUCACCAACAUUUUCUCUGAGUGUUCUUUUGACAUCAUGAUGUAAUGGUAGCCAAGUACACUGAUUAACCAGCUACUGGACCUUCCAGACACAGGUGUUUUUAUCCUACAGUCACUGAGACACUUUCAGGUGAUCCCCAUUUCACUAACUCUGAGACUGUUAGCACCAGAUAGCCAGACCUCUGUUGGAUUAGGUCAGUCACUUAAAGGGAGUGAAUAUUUAUGCACUGACUUAUUUUACAUUUUUAAUUGACAUUACAUUGUACAGAUCCAUUCUCACCUGAACAUUAAAGAGGGGAUUUUUGUAUUUUUUAGCCAAAAAAAGCCAGAUUAUAUUGAACCUGAUUGGUUUCUAAAAUCGAUGAAAGGGUCAAACAUAAGAGGGGAUGGUUCCUUUCAUAGGCGCUGCACAUGCAGUCAUGUGCUCUUUAAACAUGUUGGUUUAGUUUUGCCCUUUUGAUCUAUUUAGGAUCCAAACUGCAACAUUUUUCAUUUAUUUAACUUGAGUGGUUAAAAAUUUAAAGGCGGGUCCUGAUGCCCCACCAGUUGAGAACCACUGAGCGUGUAGUUUUAGAACCAUCCACAAGAUGGCAGUAGGCGCACAUAAAAUCAUGUUUAGAAAUCUCUUCAUUCAAUCCAAAAUGGUGGAAGUUGAUUUCCAUUUUCCAGUCUGUUGGAGAAUUAACUUCCUGUCCAUCAACGCUGUGAAGAUGUUGACCUUAUCCUGUUAUACAUGUUCUGUAAAAAUCUGCAUUUGUCUGAAAGUGUGUAAGUGUUUCUGAAGCUGCCAAAAUGAACACAG
Cheilinus undulatus (humphead wrasse) is the source of this 3565-nucleotide messenger RNA. Its product is annotated as coiled-coil domain-containing protein 106-like. The record is from RefSeq and is a predicted model, not a curated record. The coding region runs from base 168 to 1172 and encodes 334 amino acids. Gene Ontology annotation, cellular component: nucleoplasm. Lineage: Eukaryota; Metazoa; Chordata; Actinopteri; Labriformes; Labridae. The transcript is spliced from 5 exons.